AUGUAUCUUCGUUACGACGACUGUCCCGUGCAAGCAUUUGCUGAUAUAGCAUUUUGUGCUGCCGGAGGUCGUGAUCACACGCAGUGCUGCUUGCGAAACGGCGUCGCAACAACACUUGCUGGCUCAAAGUGCCUCGCAUUUUGCGACCAG
This is a messenger RNA of Gongylonema pulchrum, 150 nucleotides long. Lineage: Eukaryota; Metazoa; Nematoda; Chromadorea; Rhabditida; Gongylonematidae. The record is from the annotation of a GenBank genome assembly.